UUCCCCGUUUCCGCAGACAAUGGUUUAAGAUUUAACUUGCUCCUCCGUCUCCUUCGUCGUCACCCGCCCCAUACAGUCACACUCACACACUACACUACAACAACUAUACAUCACCAACCACCGUAUCAGUCCCCACCCUCUCUCUCUCUCUCUCUCUCUCUCUCUCUCUAAGAUUUCCAUAAUUUCUUAUUACUCUUUCCCCUCCAGAAAGACGCGUGCUUCGAUUUCGCUUCUUGUUUUUACGUCUCUCAUCGUCCACUGCAGACUCUGUUUUCUUUUUUUUAUAAUGGAUUUUGGUGCAAUUUGAGUUGUAAAACCCGAGAAAAUGUGUUCUUACUUCUGUUAAUUUGGAAUGUGUUUUCUCAGGGAAUGAUUUGAAGCUUCUCUUGUCUGGCAUCAUUUAGUGCUCUGGUUUUUGGAUAGGAAGCUGUACACACAUUUUCGUUUUGACUUGUUUGGAUUUUCAAGCUGGUUAUGCGAGCUCCAGAUUUUUCAAUUCAUGGUUUAAUGGUGUUUGAAUAAUGACUAGCAUCAGAGCUCCAGCUAUCGAGAGAACCACAACCCUCUCGGUUGCUGUCAAGUGCAGACCUUUAACGGAGAGAGAACGUGGCAACACCGUUCGUGUUAAUGACAACAAGGAGGUGAUUAUUCUGGAUCCUGACCUGUCAAAGGACUACCUCGAUAAGAUACAGAAUCGAACCAAACAGAAGACAUUUUGUUUCGAUCACGCCUUUGGUCCUCAUUCUGCAAAUUUGGAAGUCUAUAAGAGAAGCAUAUCUUCUAUAAUCUCUGGGGUUGUUCAAGGUCUAAAUGCCACUGUCUUUGCCUAUGGUUCAACUGGAAGUGGUAAAACGUAUACAAUGGUUGGGACCAAAGAAGAUCCUGGGCUUAUGGUUCUCAGUUUGCGUACAAUUUUUGAUCUUAUCAAUAAACAUAAGAGCUCUAAUGAUUUUGAAGUCUCUUGUUCCUACCUUGAAGUCUACAAUGAGGUUAUCUAUGAUUUGCUUGAAAAAUCAUCAGGUCAUUUGGAACUUCGAGAGGAUCCAGAGCAGGGAAUAAUUGUUGUUGGAUUGAGGCGUAUCAAGGUUCAUUCAGCUGAUAAGAUUCUUGAGUUAUUGACCUUAGGAAAUAACAGGCGGAAAACAGAGAGUACAGAGGCUAAUGCAACGUCAUCUCGAUCACAUGCCGUUUUAGAGAUAAUUGUGAAAAGAAAGCAGAGAAUCAAGUAUAGAAAUCAAGUUAUACGAGGGAAACUUGCACUUGUGGAUCUUGCUGGCAGUGAAAGAGCUUCUGAGACAAAUAGUGGAGGUCAAAGGCUAAGGGAUGGAGCUAAUAUUAACCGUUCCCUUCUUGCUUUAGCAAACUGCAUUAAUGCCUUAGGGAAACAACAAAAGAAGGGUCUUGCUUAUGUCCCUUACCGCAAUAGCAAGCUAACACGUAUACUUAAAGAUGGUUUGAGUGGUAAUUCUCAGACUGUCAUGGUUGCUACAAUAUCCCCUGCAAACAGUCAGUAUCAUCAUACCAUAAAUACCUUGAUGUAUGCUGACCGAGCAAAGGAAAUAAAGAUGCAUAUUCAGAAAAAUGUUGGCACGAUUGAUACCCAUGUGUCAAAUUACCAAAAGAUGAUUGAGAGUCUUCAGAUUGAGGUUUGCCGUUUGAGAAAAGAACUGGCUGAAAAGGAAUCCCAACUAAGUGUAAAACCUGCUGAAAAAACUGUAGAUGAUGAGCUUUCAUGGUUGAAUAUUUUAAGCUGCGAAACCAGUGAAAAUGUCCAGGAACGUAUAAACUUACAGAAGGCAGUAUUUGAACUUGAGGAAAUUAAUCGUCGUAACCGCAUUGAACUCCAACAUCUUGAUGAUGCAAUUGCAAAACGACAGGAAGGAGCAGUUGUAGGGGUUCUGAGAGCAAGGCGACAAAUCAUCCUUGAUAACAUUCGUGACAAUGAUGAGGUUGGCAUCAAUUAUCAAAAGGAAAUUGAAGAAAAUGAGAAGCAUAGAUGCCAACUGCAAGAUAUGAUUGAUAAAGCCAUUAGUAAGGAUGGGAAUAAAACCUACUUGCGGAUUCUCAGUCAAUACAGGCUUCUGGGAAUGACUAAUACCGAACUUCAAUUUGAAAUGGCUAUGAGGGAUCAAAUCAUCCAUAACCAACGAGAAGCGCAGAGAAACCUGUGGAAUUUACUCAUGGGAUUAGGACUUGAAAAGAAAAUUUUGAUGGACAUUGCGGCUAAAAAUGGAAUAAUAAUUGAAGAUUGGACGAUGAUGCCCCAACUGGGGAUUUCAGAUAAGAAGCAAUCCUUGGUUUCUGCUUGUGGCAGAUGUGCUCCCACCGGACAUAAUCAGUGUACUGAUAAUUCAUUUUCUAGAUCAUGCACCUUCCAAAACUAUCAAGAUUUUGGGUCCAGGUCAUUUUCUAGGAGCCCUUUGGAUACUGGUAAUACUUUUUGCAGGGAAGAGCACCAUAAUUCUCAUUACAUGCUAUCUCAUGAUCAAUCUCCUCCGCCACAUCUGAGGUUGAGGAAGAGUACUGACUGUUGGAUUGGUGUCAGGCCAGAAUCCUGGCUUGGUGUACCUAUUAAGCAUCCCCAAAAUUUGCGCACUUCAUGCCCAGAGUUGAGAACUUGGGGCUUCCCCUUUUAGCGAAGGCUGCCCAUCAACUUCAUUUUCUAGUGGAACUAGAGAAACGAAACAACAGUUCGCAACAUCCAUAUGGGAGUCCUAGUGCUGGAAUGACUGCUAGCCAAACAGUGAUGAAUCAUGGUGGAACAAACCAAGGUUGCUUGUGAAGCUCAAACCAUAUGUUGUCAGCACACUGAGCUCCUUAGUGACUCGAACAUUUCCUGCGUUCCUUCAUUUGAUACUGCAGGGCACAAUCUCUUUUGUAACCUGCAGUUCUAACACCAAAGUUAAUUUGUGUAGAUGUAUUAUCCUUCUGUGCUAUUUUUUAACUUUUUCCCCCCACCAGUUGUACAUAUAAGGAGUAGCAUAGGAGAAUUUUCAAAGUAAAGAAGGUGCUAGGUGCAGAUUUUGUUGAUUUUUCCCCAUUUCAGGAUCAGGGAGGGGACGUCGAGCGCAAAUGAGAAGUAGUUGGAUAAACUAUUAAAUGCUACACUUUUGUUUGGU
Messenger RNA from Manihot esculenta (cassava), 3119 nucleotides. RefSeq names its product kinesin-like protein KIN-8B. Gene Ontology annotation, molecular function: ATP binding; microtubule motor activity; microtubule binding. The transcript is spliced from 14 exons. Gene Ontology annotation, biological process: microtubule-based movement. Bases 522 to 2636 code for a protein of 704 amino acids. The record is from RefSeq and is a predicted model, not a curated record. Lineage: Eukaryota; Viridiplantae; Streptophyta; Magnoliopsida; Malpighiales; Euphorbiaceae.